CGUAGCCUUUGAGACAGAAAUGGAGAUUGAAUCCCAACACAUCAACUUAUCCCAUGAGGAUGGGGCCAUUUUGCGGCUGAUAUCAGCCUUUCCUUCCUCUCUUUUAUGUCUCACGUAUCCAAACGAAGCCAGACAUUUGACAUGUAGCGGUCAUUAAUUCAAAAGUUUAAUCCGACUCUGAUUUGGGUAAAAAAGUGCUAGUAGUAUUUAUUCUCAACGACUCAGCCUUUAUUGUCUUCUCCACCAAAACUCUUUUCUCUGUACUGUAACUCUCGCUUCUGUUGACUACAUCUUUGCCAUGUCUUACUGUAGAACCCUGAAACGAUCCUCACCAUCCAUCAAUCCACUACCCAUAAUCCAACGGCUCCACACCCGCCCAUUCUCUGCCCCAUCAUCUUCUUCUUCCAUUCUCUCUCACUGUGAUUCCAAUUUCCGGAAAACUUCUAGUAGUUUCAGAUCUUUCCUGAAAUGGGUCUCGGGGAUUGGUGUUGGUUCGAGCAUUGGAUUGCUCGUAUACUGUUCCUCUCCCUACGAUUCGACUUCUCUAAAGAAUUCUUUAUACUCUUUUGCUGACUGGUCAACGGCUGUAACAUCAGAUAUUGCAAUGGAGGAUCCAAACCCUAAAUUUCUCUUUGGAGAUGAAUAUCGGAGAAAGAUAUUCUUUAAUUAUGAGAAACGCAUAAGGAUGCGUAGUCCUCCUGAAAAGGUUUUUGAGUACUUCGCUUCUGUUCGAAAUUCGGAAGGAGUAUUUAUGACACCUGCAGAUUUGAUGCGGGCCAUCGUGCCUGUUUUUCCUCCAUCUGAAUCAAACCUUGUAAGAGAGGGAUAUCUUAGAGGGGAAAGGAGUCCUGGUGAGCUGCGCUGUGAGCCUUCAGAAUUUUUUAUGCUUUUUGAUACAAACAAUGAUGGGCUCAUAGAAUUCAAAGAGUAUAUCUUUUUUGUUACACUACUAAGCAUCCCAGAAUCAAGCUUCUCCGUGGCAUUCAAAAUGUUUGACAUUGACAAUAAUGGAGAGAUAAACAGAGAGGAAUUCAAGAAAGUGAUGGCCUUGAUGCGGGCCCAUAAUAGGCAAGGGGCUUUCCAUAGGGAUGGACUUCGAGCUGGCCUCAGAUUUGGUGGUUUUGUGGAAAAUGGAGGCCUGGUGGAAUACUUCUUUGGCAAAGAUGGCAAGAAGUGCCUCCAACACGAAGAUUUUUUCCACUUUUUGAGAUCUUUGCAUACUGAGAUGCUGAAUUUGGAGUUUGCUCAUUAUGACUACAAAUUACGUGGAACCAUAUCGGCCAAGGAUUUUGCCUUAUCAAUGGUUGCUUCUGCUGACAUGAGGCAUUUAAACAAAUUGCUUGAUCGGGUUGAUGAAUUAGACAAAGAGUCACAUCUUAGUAACAUACGCAUCUCACUAGAGGAAUUCAAAAAUUUUGCCCAGCUGCAUAGAAGUUUGCAGCCAUUUUCUUUGGCCCUUUUUAGUUAUGGGAAAGUGAAUGGAUUGUUGACCAGGAAGGACUUUCAGCGAGCUGCUUCCCAAGUAUGCAGUGUCUCUCUCACGGACAAUGUCAUCGAAAUCAUUUUCCACGUCUUUGACGCGAAUCGUGACGGAAAGAUAAGUGCAGACGAGUUUGUAAGAGUUCUACAGCAACGCGAAAGGAACAUAUCUCAACCUACAGAGGCAGGCAUCAUGGACUUGCUAUUUUGGUCUUGGAACCCAGCAAAAUAACUCCUUGUUCACACGAUUGCUUUCCCAAUCAAUUUUUGAAUCCAUUGUCCUGAAAUACACACACUAUACGCGAUGAUUUAUAUAUCUCGCGGAGAAAAAGAUCCUGUUGUCAUGUUGUAAACUAGGAUAGAUAACCUCUUUCUUAUACAGCAAGUGGGAGUCAAAUGUAUGCUGGCAAAUCCAGUAGUUUGAGCUGGUGGUGUCAAAGAUUCAAAAAGUGGGCAAAUCAUAUGUGGAUUGUCCAACUUUUAUGUACCACCACUGUAAAUAUUUCUGCCAGAACAAUUUCCUCUAAUGUGAAAUUUGUAUAGUUGAUCAAUGGUGAUGACCUAGUACACUCUCGCUUUUUCUA
Molecule: messenger RNA, 2063 nt
Organism: Cornus florida
Lineage: Eukaryota; Viridiplantae; Streptophyta; Magnoliopsida; Cornales; Cornaceae
Product: calcium uptake protein, mitochondrial
Exons: 7
Coding region: 299-1711 (470 amino acids)
Biological process (GO): calcium import into the mitochondrion; mitochondrial calcium ion homeostasis
Cellular component (GO): uniplex complex
Molecular function (GO): calcium ion binding
Source: RefSeq, a predicted model, not a curated record